Messenger RNA from Cavia porcellus (domestic guinea pig), 5384 nucleotides. It is a transcript of the gene Topbp1, whose product is annotated as DNA topoisomerase II binding protein 1. The coding region runs from base 259 to 4842 and encodes 1527 amino acids. Gene Ontology annotation, biological process: DNA replication initiation; mitotic G2 DNA damage checkpoint signaling; mitotic DNA replication checkpoint signaling. The transcript is spliced from 28 exons. Lineage: Eukaryota; Metazoa; Chordata; Mammalia; Rodentia; Caviidae. The record is from RefSeq and is a predicted model, not a curated record.
CCUUGCGGUUGGCGCGAAAGUCGGUUCCUGUCCUCUGCGAUUUCCGGGUUCAGUCGUUUUUGUUCAGGGCUGGGGGCGCCGCCGGAUUUGGGGGGGCGCUGUGCGGCUGUUUGGCGCCCGACCCCAGCUGCUGUCCUGCUGGCCGCGCCCCCCCCCAACUUGCUGUCUUAAGAUCCCCAGGCUUCAUCGAGGCGAGUGAGGACCCAGCACACUCGCCGUCCCUUCCGGGAGUCGCGGCACUUCCUAUCUGGUUCAACAAUGUCCACAAAUAACAAAGAACCGUUUCUUGUGAAGUUUUUAAAGUGUUCAGACAAUUCUGAGUGUUUUUCUAAAGCCCUUGAGUCAAUGAAAGAAUUCCAAUCAGAAGAAUAUCUUCAAAUUAUUACUGAAGAAGAGGCAUUGAAAAUAAAGGAAAAUGAUAGAUCUCUUUAUAUCUGUGACCCUUUUAGGGGUGCUGUCUUUGAUCACCUUAAAGAGCUUGGCUGCAGAAUUGUUGGUCCCCCAGUUGUCUUAUUUUGUAUCCACUACCAACAGUGUGUCCCAAGAGCUGAAUAUCCAGUUUAUAGUAUGGUUAUGUCUGAUGUAAACGUAUCUUGUACAAGUCUGGAUAAAGAGAAGAGGGAGGAAGUUCAUAACUGUGUGAAAAUGAUGGGUGGACGAGUAUACAGAGACCUUAAUAUAUCAGUAACUCACCUUGUUGCAGGAGAAGUUGGUAGCAAAAAAUACUUAGUUGCUGCAAAUCUAAAGAAACCUAUUUUACUUCCUUCUUGGAUAAAAACACUUUGGGAGAAGACACAGGAGAACAAAAUAACUAGAUAUACCGAUAUAAACAUGGAAGAUUUCAAAUGUCCUAUUUUUCUUGGUUGUGUGAUCUGUGUGACCGGUUUGUGUGGCUUCGACAGGAAGACAGUUCAGCAGCUCACAAUCAAGCAUGGAGGCCAGUACAUGGGACAGUUGAAAAUGAAUGAGUGUACACAUCUGAUCGUGCAGGAACCCAAAGGUCAGAAAUACGAAUGUGCCAAGAGAUGGAAUGUACACUGUGUGACCACACAGUGGUUUUUUGAUAGUAUUGAAAAAGGUUUUUGUCAAGAUGAGUCUAUAUACAAAGCAGAACCUAGACUAGAAGCAAGGACUCUGCCUGAUACUUCAACUCCCACUGGUCAGAUCAGCACGAAUGAUAGCCGUACUCUUUCAGACGUCAGCCACAUUUCCAACAUAAAUGGAAGUUGUAUAAUUGAAUCCAUGUGCAGUUCAAUUCUUAAUAGCAAAUUGGAGCCUACACUUGAAAACCUAGAAAAUCUGGACAUCAGUGCAUUUCAAGCACCUGAAGAUUUAUUAGAUGGUUGUCGGAUAUAUCUCUGUGGCUUUAGUGGCAGAAAGCUAGAUAAACUAAGAAGGCUAAUUAACAGUGGAGGUGGAGUUCGUUUUAAUCAGCUUAAUGAAGAUGUAACUCAUGUUAUUGUGGGAGAUUAUGAUGAUGAAUUGAAGCAGUUUUGGGAUAAAUCAGCCCACAGGCCUCAUGUAGUGGGAGCAAAGUGGUUGCUGGAGUGUUUUAGUAAAGGUUAUAUGCUUCCUGAAGAAAUGUAUAUUCAUGCUAGCUACAAGCCAGCAGAAAUUCCAUUUUCAGAUCAGCCAGAGAGUAAAACAACUCUUUCAAAAAAGAACAACAGCAGCUUCUCUAAGAAAGACUUUGCUCCUAGUGAAAUACGUGAACAAGCUGAUGAGGAUCUACUCUCUCAGUAUGUAAACAAUGACUCCACAGUAGUGGAAGCUAACAAGUCCGAGACUGCAGAGUCUGACAUUGGGCACUGUAAUGGUUCUACUCAUGUUGAGCCCUUUAAUGAUUCUACGCACAUUUCUCUACAAGAAGAGAAUCAGUCUUCUGUCAGUCGUUGCAUCCCUGAUGGUUCUACAAUUACUGAGGAAGGCUUAUUUAGCCAAAAGAGUUUCCUUAUUUUGGGUUUUAGUCAUGAAAAUGAAUGCAGUAUUGCAAGCAUCAUAAGAGAAUAUGCUGGAAAGAUUGUAUCCCGUCCUAGCAGAGUCAUUGCCGAUUAUGCUGUGGUACCUUUGCUGGGAUGUGAAGUAGAGGCAACUGUGGGAGAGGUUGUUACAAACACAUGGCUGGUUACUUGUAUAGACUAUCAGACUUUAGUUGAUCCAAAGUCAAAUCCUCUCUUCGCACCAGUCCCAGUAAUGACAGGAAUGACUCCUUUAGAGGAUUGUGUCAUUUCAUUCAGCCAGUGUGUUGGAGCAGAGAAAGAUUCUUUGAUAUUCUUAGCAAAUCACCUUGGAGCAAGUGUUCAAGAGUACUUUGUUCGCAAAUCCAACACAAAGAAAGGCAUGCUUGCUAGUACACAUCUUAUACUGAAAGAACCAGUUGGUUCUAAAUAUGAAGCUGCAAAGAAGUGGAAUUUACCUGCAGUCACUAUCACCUGGCUGUUGGAAACUGCUAAGAUGGGAAAGAGAGCAGAUGAAAGCCAUUUUCUGAUUGAAAAUUCAUCUACAGAAGAACAAAGACUGGAAACUAAAAUAACAAAUGGAGAGACUCUGAAUCCAGAUACAGUGCAUCCUGCCAUGCAUAGGGAACCUUUCAGAAAAAUGGCCGUCACACCUUUGGAUAUGAACUGCUUUCAGAGCAAGGCUUUCCGUACUGUGCUGUCACAGCACACCGGGCAGGCUCCUGCCGCCCCAGCAGUAGGAAAGCCACUUCAGAAGGAGCCCUCGGUACACCUGGACACACCAUCAAAGUUUCUGUCUAAGGACAAGCUCUUCAAGCCUUCCUUUGAUGUGAAGGAUGCACUUGCAGCCUUGGAAACACCAGGAGGUCCCAGCAAACAGAAGAGGAACCUGAGUCCGCCGCUCUCUGAAGUCAUUGUCAGGAAUCUGAAACUUGCUGUGGCGAACAGCUCUCGAAAUGCUGUUGCUCUUUCUGCCAGCCCUCAACUGAAGAAUACCCAGACAGAAAAGGAGGAAGCUCGGAAGCCACUGCACAAGGCCGUGGUGUGUGUGAGUAAAAAGCUGGGGAAGAAGCAGAGUGAGCUCAAUGGCAUCGCCGCCUCUCUGGGGGCCGAUUACAGGUGGAGUUUUGAUGAGACAGUGACACAUUUCAUCUAUCAAGGCCGGCCAAAUGAUAGCAGUCGAGAGUAUAAAUCUGUGAAAGAAAGAGGAGUACACAUUGUUUCAGAGCACUGGCUUCUAGAAUGUGCCCAGGAAUACAAACAUCUUCCCGAAUCCCUUUAUCCUCAUACUUACAAUCCCAAAAUGAGCCUGGACAUCAGCGCAGUGCAGGAUGACCGGCUCUGCAAUGGUCAGGUGCUUCCAGCUGUUUCCACAAUAAAGGCCAGUGAGCUAGAUCAUUUGCCUAUAGAAGAAAAUGAUGCAGACAAUAUGACUACUAGUAACAAAGAAUCUACACUGUCAGAUGGAAGUGGAAGGAAUGAUUCUAAAGGAGCUCUGACACAGACCUUGGAGAUGAGAGAGAACUUCCAAAAGCAGCUGCAGGAGAUAAUGUCUGCAACCUCCAUAGUGAAACCCCAAGGACAGAGGACUUCCCUGUCAAGAAGUGGUUGUAACAGUGCCUCUUCCACCCCUGAAAGCACUCGCUCCACUCGAAGUGGGCGGAGUAGAGUCCUAGAGGCACUGAGGCAGUCUCGUCAAGUAGCAUCUGAUGCUAACACAGAGCCCUCCCAGAAUGAACAGAUCAUCUGGGAUGACCCCACAGCGAGGGAGGAGAGAGCAAGGCUGGCCAGCAAUUUGCAGUGGCCUAGUUGUUCCACACAGUACUCAGAGCUUCAGGCUGAUGUUAAACAGCUGGAGGAGUCUCCUUUUCAAGAGCCUUUAUGUGAUUCAAAAACUGUUGAAAAAGCUGUCUGUGACCCUGGAAACAAAUGUGAGACUGAAGCCCCAAAACAUCCAACCUCUGAGGAAAUGGAAACUCCAGCAAAGGAUGAUCACUUGAUCCCUACACCUCAGGCCCCAAGUAUUGCCUUCCCCUUGGCCAACCCACCAGUGGCUCCACACCCUAAAGAAAAGGUUGUAACAAUAGAGGAGACUCAUGAAGAAUUAAAAAAACAGUACAUAUUUCAGUUGUCAUCUCUGAAUCCUCAAGAACGUAUUGAUUAUUGUCAUCUGAUUGAAAAACUAGGUGGGUUAGUGAUGGAGAAGCAGUGCUUCGACCCCAGCUGUACACACAUUGUUGUGGGACAUCCACUGCGAAAUGAGAAGUACUUAGCUUCUGUGGCGGCUGGGAAGUGGGUGCUUCACCGCUCCUACCUGGAAGCAUGCCGGACCGCUGGCCACUUCGUGCAGGAAGAAGAGUAUGAAUGGGGAAGCAGCUCCAUACUUGAGGUUUUGACUGGCAUCAGCGUUCAACAGCGAAGACUAGCGCUUGCAGCAAUGAGGUGGAGAAAAAAGCUCCAGCAAAAGCAAGAAUCAGGCAUUGUUGAGGGAGCAUUUAGCGGGUGGAAGGUUAUCUUACAUGUUGACCAGUCCCGAGAAGCAGGCUUCAAGCGUUUGCUUCAGUCAGGAGGAGCAAAGGUGCUACCGGGUCAUUCGCUGGCUUUAUUUAAAGAGGCCACACAUCUCUUUUCUGACUUUAAUAAACUGAAACCGGAUGACUCAGGAGUUAACAUAGUGGAAGCUGCUGCCCAGCAUGUGUACUGCUUGAGGACAGAGUACAUUGCCGACUACCUUAUGCAGGAAUCUCCUCCUCCUGUAGAAAAUUACUGUCUACCAGAAGCUGUUUCAUUUCUUCAAAAUAAUAAGGAACCUGGACCUGGCUUAUCACAAAAGAGAAAAGCUUCUGCAGAGAAAAAUAAAGUCAAACGAUCUAGAAUACACUAAUCAACUGCUCUUCGGUUACCAAACAUCCAAUGUUUAAGUUAAUGGCCUGAAUGUUACUGUGAUGGAUUUCUGUAAUAAAGACAAGUGCCUAAAGAAUUGUUCCAGAAAGUAAUGAUGAUCCCAAUUGAAGUUUUUAACACCUGGAAUUCAAUCACUGAAUACUGUUCCUUAAUUUUUUUAAAAAAAAGUUACGUGUAAAGUACGAUUCCUUAGCUAGGUUGUUUUUAAAACACACAGAUGUUUAUUUUUCUCAAACAUCUGAGGCUGUAGCUCAGUGGAAUUUGCAUGGUGAUGAGAUGUGCUCCAAAAUAUCAUUUAAUUCAUGAAAACAAAAGUUGUCAAUUGGGGUUUUUCAUGUUUCCUUGAUUUUACUCUUUAAUAGGCACCUGAGCACAGGGUUAAAGAGAAACGUGGGGCUUUAAACCUAUAUACAUGUUUUGUAUAUAUGUAUAUGUAUGUUUGUAUAAACUUCCAUGAUGUUUGCAACUUCGGGCACCAAAACUUGGAAAUGUGACAAUAAAGAAUAAAAACAAUAACUCAAA